Molecule: messenger RNA, 948 nt
Organism: Colias croceus (clouded yellow)
Lineage: Eukaryota; Metazoa; Arthropoda; Insecta; Lepidoptera; Pieridae
Gene: Fadd
Product: fas-associated death domain protein
Exons: 2
Coding region: 145-807 (220 amino acids)
Biological process (GO): regulation of apoptotic process; signal transduction
Molecular function (GO): protein binding
Source: RefSeq, a predicted model, not a curated record
GGGUCACCACUCACCAAAAGGUGUUUGUUUUUGUUUUUGUUCCGGGAUUUCUGUCUACUGAUUACAUAUGUGACUAGAUAAAUUAAAAAGAUGAAUAUAAAAUAGUUAAUACAAUACAAUUCACGUUUUCAUGUGUUUACUAAAAUGACUUUAUCCGAGUACAGUAAAUUAAAACAACAAGUUGUAUACAAUGUGGGAACCUGCGAGAAACACGAUCGAAUACUCAACCAGAUAAAAAGCCUUUACAAAGACGAUAUCGAUUCUAGUAGAAGAUUCGAACAAAUAAACACAAUUGGGCAAUUACUCCGAAUUUUAGAAAUAAGAGAAGUUUUAUCAGAAGAUAAUAUUUCACCAUUAAAAGAAAUAGCUUGGUUGAUACAAAGCAAUGAUUUGCUAAAAAGUAUUAGUGAAUAUGAAUUAUCACAUGUUCCUAGAACGUAUAUGAAUUAUUAUGCAACUACUAACCACAAUGUAUCAAAAUCAGAAUCCAUAGACAGUAUACCAAAAGGUCAUCCAUACGGAAAUAUAAGUGCAAGGAAAAAGGCAAGAAUAAAUGAAACAAUAGUUGAAGAAAUUGGAACAUACUGGAGAGAUCUUGCCAGAAACUUGAAAAUACAAGAAAAAAGAAUUGAUGAAAUUGAUACUCGAAAUAACACAUUGGCUGAAAAAGCCAUACAAUUACUUAAAAUAUAUGAACAUAAGGCAGAUCCACAAAGGGGAUUUUAUGCGCUCUGUGAUGCUUUGGAAAAAGCAAGGAGAAAAGACUUGAGUAAAACAUUACAGGAAAUAAUGGUUAUGAACAUUUAAGUCAUUUGUUGAGACAAUAAUAACAUGUUACAAUAUAAAAAAUUUAUUUUUUUUAACAUAAAAAAAUUUAUAAUAAAAACUUAAUAAUAACAGGAAUGUUAGAAUGGAACAUUUUCAUAAUAUAUUCUUUAAUUUUUAUAA